Molecule: messenger RNA, 303 nt
Organism: Anisakis simplex (herring worm)
Lineage: Eukaryota; Metazoa; Nematoda; Chromadorea; Rhabditida; Anisakidae
Source: the annotation of a GenBank genome assembly
UUUAUUGACAAUAUCAGUAAUGAUCAAGCAUUCCUAGGGGCAUUUUCGCUAUACGACGUCGAUAAGGACGGUUAUAUAACAAAAGAAGAAAUGGCGAAUAUAGUGGAUGCAAUUUAUUCGAUGAUCGGUAAUAUGAUAGAAUUACCAAAGGAUGAGGACACUCCUGAAAAAAGGGUCGCGAAAAUAUUUUCAAAUAUGGAUCUCAAUCUUGAUGGACGAUUAACGCUCGAUGAGUUCAAAGCAGGAUCAAAGAAUGAUCCGUGGAUCGUACAAGCGCUCACAAUGGACAUGAGCUCUUCGUAG